GCGUCCACAGGGCCGCGCGAUUGGCCUCAAAACUGACUUCAGGGACCCCGACCGAGAAAGGUCCUGUGCUGCAGGAACCUGAGCGCGCCGGCCGCGAAGCCUAGAGGCGCAGCCCCGCCCCUCGGGGCCGACUUCCUGCCUCCGCAUUGGCCCGCGCGCCCGUCAGUCUCCGUCCAUGGGGCUUGGCCGGCUUCUCUCUUCGCUCUUUCUCCUCUCGGAUCCCUCCUCUCUUUACGCUGCUUUGCUGGCUUCCUCCGCCGGUGACUGGCCACUCGUGCUAGUAGGAGCCUGAGCUACCGCUGGCUCCAGGGAGCUCGGAGAAGGGGAGGGCUCGCCCGGCAGGCGCUGAUCAUCGCCUGGGUGGGCGGCAGGUCCGCGGCCUCUGCCAGCAGCACCACCUGUCGCGGGGGCGAGACGUCGGGUGAGAAAAGAUGCUGUCCCGGUUAAGAAGAGUUGCCACUCCCUGUGCUCUGGCAUGUCGUCGUCUGCACACAAAAGAGAAAGGCAAGCCACUUAUGUUGAACCCACGAACAAACAAGGGAAUGGCGUUUACAUUACAGGAACGACAAAUGCUUGGUCUUCAAGGACUUCUACCUCCCAAAAUAGAGACACAAGAUAUUCAAGCCUUACGAUUCCAUAGAAACGUGAAAAAAUUGAGUUCCCCUUUGGAAAAAUACAUCUAUAUAAUGGGAAUACAAGAAAGAAAUGAGAAAUUGUUUUACAGAAUACUGCAAGAUGAUAUUGAAAAUCUAAUGCCAAUUGUAUAUACACCAACAGUUGGUCUUGCCUGUUCCCAGUAUGGACACAUCUUUAGAAGACCUAAGGGAUUAUUUAUUUCAAUCUCAGACAGAGGUCAUGUUAGAUCAAUUGUGGAUAACUGGCCAGAAAAUCAUGUUAAGGCUGUUGUGGUGACUGAUGGAGAGAGAAUUCUGGGUCUUGGAGAUCUGGGUGUCUAUGGAAUGGGAAUUCCAGUAGGAAAACUGUGUUUGUAUACAGCUUGUGCAGGAAUACGGCCUGAUAGAUGCCUGCCUGUGUGUAUUGACGUAGGAACUGAUAAUCCAGCACUCUUAAAAGACCCAUUUUACAUGGGCUUAUAUCAGAAAAGAGAUCGAUCACAACGUUAUGACGACCUGAUUGAUGAGUUUAUGAAAGCCAUUACUGACAGAUAUGGACGGAACACACUUAUUCAGUUUGAAGACUUUGGAAAUCAUAAUGCGUUCAGGUUCUUGAGAAAAUACCGAGAAAAAUACUGUACAUUCAAUGAUGAUAUUCAAGGGACUGCUGCAGUAGCUCUAGCAGGUCUUCUUGCAGCACAAAAAGUUAUUGGUAAAUCAAUCUCAGAACACAAAAUCUUAUUUCUUGGAGCAGGAGAGGCUGCUCUUGGAAUUGCAAAUCUUAUAGUUAUGGCUAUGGUAGAAAAUGGCCUCUCAGAAGAAGCGGCACAAAAGAAAAUUUGGAUGGUUGACAAGUUUGGCUUAUUAUUUAAGGGGCGGAAAGCUAAAAUAGAGAGUCAUCAGGAAUCAUUUGCUCACUCAGCCCCAGAGAACAUACCAGAUACUUUUGAAGAUGCAGUAAAUAUACUUAAGCCUUCAGCUAUAAUUGGGGUGGCAGGAGCCGGCCCACUUUUUACUGCGAAUGUAAUCAAAGCCAUGGCUGAUAUCAAUGAAAGGCCUAUAAUAUUUGCAUUAAGUAAUCCUACAGCAAAGGCUGAGUGCACAGCUGAAGAAGCGUAUACACUUACAGAGGGAAGGUGUUUGUUUGCCAGUGGCAGUCCGUUUGAGCCAGUGAAACUCAGUAAUGGGCAAAUGUUUACACCAGGUCAAGGAAACAAUGUAUAUAUUUUUCCAGGCGUGGCUUUAGCUGUUAUUCUUUGUAACACCCGGCAUAUCAGUGACCAUGUUUUCCUAGAAGCUGCAAAGGCACUGACAAAUCAAUUGACAGAUAAAGAGCUGGCUCAAGGGAGACUUUACCCACCUCUUGCUGAUAUUCAGGAAGUUUCUAUUAACAUUGCUAUUAAAGUUACAGAAUACCUCUAUGCUAACAAAAUGGCUUUCCGAUACCCAGAACCUGAGGACAAGGCCCAGUAUGUCAGAGAACGAAUAUGGCGAAGUGAGUAUGACUCCCUGCUGCCGGAUGUGUAUGAAUGGCCGGAGUCUGGAACAAGCCCUCCCCCAAUAAUGGAAUAGAAGCACUCUCGAGGAAAUACUUUCCAGGCUUCAGGGAACCCUUUUUUCAGACAAAAAGAUAGUAUUGUCAAAUUUAUGGGUGUUUUCUGUGUUUCGUCCUCCCCCACCGCUUUGCUUGACUUAUUUUUCCCCAUGAAUCUACACUUCUGUAGAAGGUAGAUGUGUUGACUGCAUUGUUAAUCCCAUGCUGCCAUCAAAUAACUGUAAUGUUUUCCUUCUGAUUUGUAGCUCAUCCACAUCAAAGAGAUGUUAGAAAUGUAUUUGUACACGUCUUCACUUGUGCUGUUAUUCACUCUUGCCAAAGGAUUUUCUGUUUACUAGUAUUACAGAUAGUAA
Molecule: messenger RNA, 2522 nt
Organism: Rhinolophus ferrumequinum (greater horseshoe bat)
Lineage: Eukaryota; Metazoa; Chordata; Mammalia; Chiroptera; Rhinolophidae
Gene: ME2
Product: malic enzyme 2
Exons: 16
Coding region: 432-2186 (584 amino acids)
Biological process (GO): pyruvate metabolic process; malate metabolic process
Cellular component (GO): mitochondrion
Molecular function (GO): NAD binding; malate dehydrogenase (decarboxylating) (NADP+) activity; malate dehydrogenase (decarboxylating) (NAD+) activity
Source: RefSeq, a predicted model, not a curated record